AUGGCAAGAGCUUCUCUUUCCAUUCUCAAAUUGGUGAUGAUCAUAAUAUGUGCAGGUUGGAUAUCUCUUUGGCUCCUUAAGCCCACAGAACUAUGGACAAGAAAAUGGCAUGGAGCAGAAGAAAGCGCUAGAACUACAGCGUUUGGCUAUAAUGGUCUUGAUUUUGCUGUCUACACAUUCCCUGUUAUUGCUUUAGCUAUUAUUGGGUUUGUUUAUCUGGAACUCAAACCAAGGGAAUUAAGCAGGAGACAAGGGAGAAGUUCAAUCUCAGCUUUCUCCAACCCGCUCGUUGUCAAUAGCUACCUAGGUAUUUUUUCCAGCAUUGAGAUCCUUGCCAUAUCCCUCUUCAUCCUCUUCCUAGCAUGGACUUUCUAUGCCCACAUCUCUAAUGAUUUCAAGAAGAUAAUUCCGUACAAAGCGUUCAAACUGAAUAUAUGGCAGUUCAAGGUUUAUAAGAUGGCGGUCCGUUGUGGUCUGCUGGCAGAAGCCUGCCUGGCCCUGCUGCUUCUGCCAGUCUUGAGGGGAAUGGCUAUAUUUCGGUUACUUGGUGUCCAGUUUGAAGCAUCUGUAAGAUAUCACAUCUGGCUCGGGACUGCAAUGAUACUUUUCGCCACUUUGCACGGUGUCGGCACGUUUUUCAUCUGGGGCAUCAAACACCGCAUUCAGGAUGAGAUGUGGAAAUGGCAAAAAACAGGCCGAAUAUACCUUGCAGGGGAGAUCGCUCUUGUUGCAGGGCUACUUAUUUGGAUCACGUCACUUCCAUGUAUGAGAAGGAAACGGUUUGAAGUUUUUUACUACACACACCAUUUGUACAUAGUCUUCCUAGUAUUCUUCUUGUUUCAUGCUGGAGAUCGCCACUUCUAUAUGGUUUUCCCCGGGGUUUUUCUCUUUGGCCUAGACAAGCUACUCCGAAUCAUACAGUCAAGGCCAGGAACAUGCAUCCUAUCUGCUCGAGUUUUCCCAAACAAAGCCAUAGAGCUGAUGCUGCCCAAAGACCCAAAAUUGACUUAUCCCCCGACAAGUGUGAUAUUCAUGAAGAUACCAAUCAUAUCCAAAUUUCAGUGGCACUCCUUUACUAUAAGUUCUAGCUCUAUUGUUGAUGAUCACACUAUGUCUGUUAUAAUCAAAAGUGAGGGAUGGUGGACAAGCUCUCUCUGUAACAUAUUGCAGGCUGAACUAGACUCUGAUGCUGAUCAAAAGAAGUGUAUUCCAAUUGGACUGGAAGGCCCUUAUGGACCUGCAUCAGUGGACUUCUUAAGAUAUGACAGUCUACUUCUGAUUGCUGGAGGAAUUGGGGUAACGCCGUUUCUGAGCAUUCUGCAGGAAAUUGCCUCUGACCGAAACAGUGGCAGAAAUAGAUUCCCCACAAGAAUACAACUUAUCUACACUGCAAAGAAGUCCCAAGAUAUCUGUCUGUUAAAUCCAAUAUUUUCUCAACUCAUGGACCAGAAUGUCAAUCAUUUGCAUCUGAAACUGAAAGUGUUUGUCACCCAAGAAGAGUCAUCUGGUAGAACAUUAAAGGAACUAAUAAAUGAGUUCUCUUACGUGCUAACCAUAGAUCUUGACACAAAAUGUUCGAGUUAUGCAACAUAUGGACUUGAGAGUUUGCUUUGGAUGGCUUCCAUUGCAGGGAUUUCAUCAAUUUUGUUCUUCAUCUUUCUUAGUAUCUUUAACCACGUCUUUCUUCCCCCUGCCAAAAAUCCCUCUAAACAGAAGAAUCCCUCUUCAGAAAAUGAUCUCCUCCUCAUAUGUUCCUUUGCUAUAACGAUCAUGUGCAGCACCUUGGUGGCUAUUAUAGUGAGAUGGAGAAAGCUGAGGAAAUCGCCUUCACUGUUGUCUGUUAAACAAGGCAAAGCUACGAAACCAAGUUCAACAGAAACAAACAGAGCUCGUGAGGAACAUGAAAUCCAUUUUGAAGGAAGGCCCAACUUCCAGGAUAUAUUUUCGAAGUUUCCAAAUGAAACUGGCGGAGCUAAUAUUGGGGUCUUAGUGUGUGGACCUGAAUCCAUGAAAGAGUCAGUGGCUUCAUUAUGCAAGCUAAAUUCUCAAGGACUACCUAUGGGUGCUCAGAGAAGGAAGCCCUACUUCAAUUUCCACUCCCUGAAUUUCGCACUCUAGUCUCACCGUUAUUUCCAGUAUUCGAGUUUCACAGGCAAAUUGCACACAAAUGUCAACAAGUGUCCAUGCCUGAUCGGAAAAAAAAAGGGAGAUUUCUCGAUCAAGCUAGCUUCUUUGGGCAUGUCUAUAUAAUAUACGUGUAGUAUUUGGUGUUUCAAAUAAUCGCAGAACUCAAAACCAGAUUGGCCACUGUGAUCCCCCUGAAUUUCAUUUUUGACCCCAUUCUGCAUGUGAUCUUCUUCUCACCUCCUUCUAUAAGUUCAAAGGUCAAAUAAAGAAGCAAAGGG
Molecule: messenger RNA, 2405 nt
Organism: Ilex paraguariensis (yerba mate)
Lineage: Eukaryota; Viridiplantae; Streptophyta; Magnoliopsida; Aquifoliales; Aquifoliaceae
Source: the annotation of a GenBank genome assembly